Messenger RNA from Helobdella robusta, 792 nucleotides. RefSeq lists its product as hypothetical. NCBI's taxonomy places the organism in Eukaryota, Metazoa, Annelida, Clitellata, Rhynchobdellida, Glossiphoniidae. The record is from RefSeq and is a predicted model, not a curated record. The transcript has a single exon. The coding region runs from base 1 to 792 and encodes 263 amino acids.
AUGGCGGCUCGUUCUUACGUUGUUAAUGAACUUUUGUAUUUUUUUAUAAAUAAUUCAAAUAUGUUAGAAAAUGAUUGUUUUUUAAACAAUACUGCUGGUUUUUACAAUAACGACGAUAUAGUAUCUGCUUUAAAACAGCUGAAAAAUGAUUUGGACAAUUUAAAAUGUGAAAAAUAUGAAAAGUUAGUCUCGCGGGGUAAUCUGAAAGAAAAAUUUCUGGAAAUAAUUUCAAUUUUGAAGUUUUUGAAUGCAAACGACAUGCUAGAAAAAUGCCCUAUUUUUGUUAGUAUGAAUAUAGCAAAAAUUCCUAAAUUAGACAACUUUUUGAAAAUAAAUUUUGAAAAAAUUAGAAAAGAUAUUAGCGACGUGUUAAAUAAACAACAAAUGCAAAUAAUAGAAUCGUUGCAGCCAUUGUUGUCACAACGUGAAGAAAAUUUUGCGGCAAAAAAUAAAGUAAAUACCAAAGCGCCGAACAAUAUCAACAAUGAAAAUGUAACUCAAAAAGCGAAAUCCCAUAACGUCAAUGAUAAAGUUGUAAAAACUGAAAAUUGGGCUGAUGAUCUCGAUACCCCAACCGAUAAAAGUAUGCAACCAUUUACUUUAGUGGAAAAACGUAAACGACUAAAUAAGUUUCCAGGAAUAUUAUAUGAAACUCAAGAUUCCGAUAGUGUUCAACCCCUAAAAUACUCAGAAGUUGCCAAAAAAACAAAAUCAAAAAUAAUUGGAAAUAAAGUAAAUAAUGAAUGCAAAUUAAAAGCAGAGAAAAUCAUUGUUAAAAAAGUUUUUUCAUGA